AUGACAAGAAUUUUCGGGAUUGACCAAACUCAGGCAGAAACAAACUAUGUGGUUGGAACAUAUGGCAACAUUUCACCGGAAUAUGUGAUGCAAGGCCAGUUUUCUGAGAAGUCUAAUGCUUGGGAAAACUGGAAACAGGGACGAGCACUUGAAUUUGUUGAUCCAACAAUAAGUGCAUCGUAUGACUCUCUCAAGGUCGUAAGCAAUGACCUUACAACACCAAUUCCGGCACUUAAGGAGCCUGCAUUUGUUGCUAGUCAUUACAAUGUCAAUGCCAAUGUUUCUACUUCUCAUCGAGAGAAAGAGGGAAGACCACUUGAAUUUGUCAAUCCAACAAUAAGAGAAUUAUGUGACUCUCUCAAAGUUAUAUGGUGCAUCGAAGUGAGACUUUUAUACGUUCAAACAAUUCCAACAGAUAGACCAACAAUGUCUAAUGUAGUUCACUUGUGCACCGACCAUGCAACAUCAAUUCCACCACUAAAAGAGCCUGCAUUUAUUGCUAGUCAUUCCAAUGUCAAUGCCAAUGUUUCUACUUCUCAUCGAGAGUGUGCCUGUGCAAAUGUAUUUUUCUCUUCAACCUCGUUGCAAAUUAUAUGA
Molecule: messenger RNA, 597 nt
Organism: Ipomoea nil (Japanese morning glory)
Lineage: Eukaryota; Viridiplantae; Streptophyta; Magnoliopsida; Solanales; Convolvulaceae
Product: cysteine-rich receptor-like protein kinase 10
Exons: 6
Coding region: 1-597 (198 amino acids)
Source: RefSeq, a predicted model, not a curated record